This is a messenger RNA of Drosophila serrata, 2130 nucleotides long. RefSeq names its product peroxisomal membrane protein 11C. NCBI's taxonomy places the organism in Eukaryota, Metazoa, Arthropoda, Insecta, Diptera, Drosophilidae. Gene Ontology annotation, biological process: peroxisome fission. The record is from RefSeq and is a predicted model, not a curated record. Gene Ontology annotation, cellular component: peroxisomal membrane.
UUAUCGCGCGUGUAUGUAUAUAUACUAUAUACUAUACAUACGACUAUGGGGUGUGGAGAUUAGAUUAAUAAACAAUUCUGAACAGCAACUAAAGGGGCAGCACACGUUGUGAGGGGGAAGGAGAACACCUUGUGCAAGGUUCCCAUAGUUGAUUUGUUCAAAACUCGUGGCCUCUAUGUAGUGGAACCAGAUUGAGGUGACUUUGGACUUUGGUGGACUUUCUGAUGAAAUGCUUCUAGAAAUUGUGUAUGAAAAAGUACAGUUCUGCUUGUUCGAUUUUCAUUAAAAUGACUUCUAAUUAGACAAUUUUAAUGGGAGCUAUCCCCCAAAAAUCUGAUCCGACAGCUGAUCACUUCCCAGCUGAUUCCUCGACCUAGGGCAACCCGAAGCUAACAUAAACAGAGAGCAUUAAAAUGUACAUUGGUAUUGGUAAUUGCGAUAGAAAAACAAACACAGGCAGAGCGACUUUCACACCGACGGGGAAAAUGCGAGCACGAGAGAGCGGCACAAGGUGUGAUGGUGUUGGUGAGUGGCCGCCAUUCACACACACUACCAUAGAUCGGCCGCCUCUCCCGUACACGUACACGAAACGAGCCUCCGAGAGGAGAGCAGAGCGGCGGAAAUAGUGAGUCUGUGUGGGAGCUUCGCUCGGGGAUUUGCACACUAGCAAAGAUCGGGUUUCUGUCGGCUACAUGGAUAGGAGCAUUGGGUGUUGGGUGUUCGGAUAAGCAGAGUACUCAAUCAGAAGCCAAAAGACAGUCUAAAGAAAUAGAAGCCAAAAUCAACUUCUGAUGAAAUGUAGUGCUAAUAUAAUAUAAUAUCUUUGUAAUGAUAAUGUGAAACGUGUAAAGUAUAUGAAGGUUGUUUGAAAGAGACUUCCCAUUAUUUUUUGUUCCCCACAAUUUUUUACUAGCGUUACAAGUACAGUUGGUGAAAAAUCUUUGCUGGUUACAAACUGAAACCUAAAACGCAAAAAUAUCUGAGUUUAUUACACAUAUGUAUGUAUUUUCUGGUUAUUUUCCAUCGCGUUUUUUGUAAUAACAAAAGGGAACUCGUAGGCAAGCGGGAUGGAAGAUUGUUUUGGUUUGGUUAAGAGGUUGGUGGUAAAGGGGAAAGGUAUAGGUAUAGGUAGGUAUAGGGGCAGAGGUCUCCGGAGAGCGAAUCGGGUAAGAUCGAUAGACAGACUGCUGUGCAAUCGAAGGCAGGGCACUGCUAUCGAUGUGGGCUGAACUAUAAAAGAGCAUCCCCUGCCAUUUUCCAGUCAAAUUUAAGAUUCAACCUCACAGAACGCAUUAGUAAACAUCUGAUCUUAAACAAGCAAUUAUGGGCGGAAGUAUCAACCUCUUUAGUGAGAUCUGCGGUCUCAUCGACUCCUACGGCGGUCGGGACACCUUGAUGGAGGCACUCUGCUGCAGUGCCAAGUUGGUGGCCGGCUUACAGGCCACCCGGAAUCCCGAUCUCGCCCAGAGAUGCGCCACCGUCAGCUCAAAGAUCUCGGGAGCGAGGGCCACUCUCCGCCUGAUCGAUGACCUGCCCGUGCUCCAAUACAGCCUGGAGUACGGACUGGGCGCGGGUGAACCGGAUCGGUUCACGGCCGUCCUGGGGGUGAUGUCCAACAUGGUCGACCUGCUGUUCUAUCCCAUCGAGACGGUCUGCUGGCUGGCGGAGCACAAGGUUUUAGAUCUGAGGCGAAAGGAUGCCUGGAACUAUGCCAACUCCAUCUUCUGCGUACUCUCUGCCCACCUGAACCUAGUGCGUACCCUGCGAAGAUUCUCCCUGCAUCGGGACGCACUGAACCGCCAGGACUUGGUGUCCGUCGCCCGCAUCUCCCUCGAUCUCCUCCAAGCCGUCGGUUCCCUGCCCAGGGGCAACCUGUGGGGCGGAAAGCUGUCCACAUUCCAAAUGGGAGCCAUCGGAACCCUGUCCGCCGUUCUUGGCAUCUACCAGAUCUUGGCCGCCAGAAGACUGAACAAGUAGAGAUUCCCCCUGUGCUGCACCUGGUUAUUUCGAAAUACUUGUAUUCUUAAUUUUAAUUCAAAGCUAGUUUAUAAUUUAAUAUUGUUCGUAGUUUGUAAGAUUCUCAGAAAUUAAAAAAAUUAUCAAAUAAAGUAUUUUAAUGGAUUUAUUUUU